AUGGCCACACCUAGUGCUGAAAGAGUACGGCAAGCCACCACGAAGCUAUUAGAAGAAGCUCGUGCCAAGGGGAAAUUGAGGCAUGUUAUGCCUUUGGAUCCGUAUCCUGUAACUUUGUUGCGACUUAUGCCCACUGUAGCAAGCUCACUGUACGCAUUGUGCACUGCAAAAGCGUACAAGACGUCUAUCAAGAAAACGGUCGUCGACUAUCUGGCAAGGCAAAGUUCACAGCCGUGUUCUCCUAAUGCUAACGCUAUCCUCCUGAAGGACAAGGCUUCAACGCCACCGAAUGAAGCAGAUGGUGAAAAGAGCCUGCCAAAACCCUCAAAGAAACGCAAGGUAGGGGCCGAUGAAGAGCUUGUCAAACCUCGCAAAGGCGCUUCUAAGCCCAAGACGUCGCCCGGGAAGAGCAAGAAAGGAAAGCAGGUGCCCAAGUCAUCUGUUAUUGUGGACUCUGAAGCGUCCAAAAUAUCUGAAGACGAAGUUCCAGCUAGGAAGAAGCAGGUUAAACCUCCGAAAAAUAAGGCUGCAUCAGAACUGCAGAGUGAGGGUGAGCAUGACGACGAGUAUGAAGCGAAACCUUCUGGCUCCAAACGCUCUCAAAAAGCAUCCAAAACCAAGAAGUCGACCAGCAAAGUCGCUGUGAAGGAACAUAAAUCAGCUUCUACUGUCGAGUCUUCUGGGGAUGAGGCUGAUGCUAAGCGUCCAUCCGAAUCUGUUGUGACGUCUCUAAAGAAAGAAAUGCCGUCACCUAAGAAAUCGCCUUCAAAGGAGAAGCCUCUAUCCAAACCUAAGUCGUCCACCAAGCAAAAUGCGAAACAUGAGGCAGACGACGAGUUCGAACAUGGAGCGAGUUCUUCCACCUCAAAGCCUCAGGAACCCGUCGUUCUGAAACAUGCACGUCCCCACAGCGAACCUGAGAACGACUCCGAUGUGUCAGUGGUCAUCGAUGAACCCCCGAAGAAAAGAAGGAAGAAACAGGAAAAGGAUUCAAACAAGAAAGCCCUAACAGAACGUAAGAAGACACAGAAGAGCAACAUAGGAGGGUCUAAGGAUGAUGAGACUGUCUCCAAACUCAAGGCUAUAGUGGUUGCUUGUGGCGUGCGCAAGAUGUGGAAGAAAGAAUUCGCAGAUUUGGACACACCGUCAGGGCAAAUUAAACGGCUGAAGGAAAUCCUCAAGGAUUUAGGGAUGACAGGUCGUCUCACUCUGGAGAAAGCAAAGACCAUUAAAGCAGAGAGAGAACUCGCACAGGAACUUAGGGAUGUGCAAGAUUUCGCAGAGGCGGAACGCCGGCGAGAGACGAGGAAAGAAAAGGGGGUAUCGGAGGAUGAACAAUCAGGAUCAGGAAGUGACGAUGAGGACGAGGGCCCGCCAGUCAAGAGGAAGAAAACUGCGGGCGCGAGCAUUCUAGCCUUUUUGGGGGACCAGAGUGACGACGAAUAA
Messenger RNA from Suillus subaureus, 1446 nucleotides. RefSeq lists its product as uncharacterized. Lineage: Eukaryota; Fungi; Basidiomycota; Agaricomycetes; Boletales; Suillaceae. Bases 1 to 1446 code for a protein of 481 amino acids. Gene Ontology annotation, cellular component: nucleus. The transcript has 11 exons. The record is from RefSeq and is a predicted model, not a curated record.